This is a messenger RNA of Sabethes cyaneus, 1103 nucleotides long. Its product is annotated as odorant receptor 94a-like. Gene Ontology annotation, molecular function: olfactory receptor activity; odorant binding. The transcript is spliced from 3 exons. The record is from RefSeq and is a predicted model, not a curated record. Gene Ontology annotation, cellular component: plasma membrane. NCBI's taxonomy places the organism in Eukaryota, Metazoa, Arthropoda, Insecta, Diptera, Culicidae. Gene Ontology annotation, biological process: sensory perception of smell; detection of chemical stimulus involved in sensory perception of smell. Bases 1 to 1062 code for a protein of 353 amino acids.
AUGCUGUUUUUGGUGGCCUUCUUCUUGAUUUACCUGGGAACGAUACUGGCAGGAUUGCUGAUCACUAACACCAUCGAUCAAUUAUUCUCCGAGGCACUGUACAUGUCACUUACGGAAAUUGCCAUGGGUGUUAAGACGUACCAUUUGUUCAAACAUUUCUACACUAUUUACCAUCUGCAUCAAGUAGCAAUUUCAAAAGAUUUCCAACCUGUUAAUGAAGAAGAAUCGCAACUGGCUCGCAAGUUACUCUGGAAAGUCAACUUUUGUUAUCUGUUAUAUCAGACAUGGGUUGUUUUAAUAAACCUGUCAGCUAUAUCACUCCUUUUCGACGGGCAAUACAAAUUACCUUACUUUUCCUGGGUAUGGGGUAUACCGUACGGUGCCGAUGUGCCUUACAACUACCUAUUUCUAUGGAGCUAUCAAGUUUUUGGUAUGUUCAUUCACGCUAUUUUGAACAUAAUAGUUGAAUCACAAGUAGGAUAUCUGCUGACGGUAGCCGAUCUGCAGCUAGACUUUCUGGCUCGCAGAUUUUCGAAACUAACCUGUUCCUAUGGAUCGACAAUUGAAAACUUGAAGUACCGCGAACUGUUUAUACGGUUUGUACAACAUUACAACAACGUCAACUGGUUCGUACGGGAUAUUGAGCAUGUUUAUUCAAAACCCAUGUUUGCUCAAUUCUGCGCUAGUGCUGCUAGCAUUUGUGCAACCGCUUAUAGGCUCUCUAUGGUGAACCUCAGAGAAGAUUUUUCAUUGGUGCUGACAUCGUCACUUUAUCUGCUCGCGUUGAUAUACCAAAUUUUUUUACAAUGUUACUUCAGCAAUGAGGUAACUUUGAAAAGCAGUCGUCUCACGUAUGCACUGUAUUCCUGCGAAUGGUACAAUUUAACUUCAAAAAAUAGUAAAGAGAUCGAAAUGAUGAUGAUCCGUUCGCAACGGCCAAUCCGCAUCAUGGCUGGUGGAUUGAUAUAUUGUGAUUUGAAAUCACUUUCAUCGACGCUCAACAUAGCUUAUUCGGUGUUUUGUGUAUUGCAAAGGAGAAAACAAGCACCGGAUCAUAUAUAAUGAUUGUAAAUUGCUGAACUAAAUGUUCGUGCUUAUUUAGU